This is a messenger RNA of Carassius auratus (goldfish), 1886 nucleotides long. Its product is annotated as oocyte zinc finger protein XlCOF6.1-like. Gene Ontology annotation, biological process: regulation of transcription by RNA polymerase II. The record is from RefSeq and is a predicted model, not a curated record. Gene Ontology annotation, molecular function: RNA polymerase II cis-regulatory region sequence-specific DNA binding; DNA-binding transcription factor activity, RNA polymerase II-specific. The coding region runs from base 64 to 1365 and encodes 433 amino acids. The transcript has 3 exons. Lineage: Eukaryota; Metazoa; Chordata; Actinopteri; Cypriniformes; Cyprinidae.
CUGCGCCGCGCUCCUGUUCUGUUGUGGUUCGGCUGAAGGUAGACAGGAAAAGCUCCUGAAGCGAUGGCGUUUAUUAAAGAGGAGAGUGAAGAUGUGAAGAUUGAAGAAGCUUUCAGAGUCAAACAUGAAGAUACUGAGACACAAACAAAGAUGGAGUUUAUUAAAGAGGAGAGUGAAGACACAUUCAGAGUCAAACAUGAAGAGACUGAGACACAAACAAAGAUCGAGUUUAUUAAAGAGGAGAGUGAGGAGACAUUCAGGGUCAAACAUGAAGAGACUGAGACACAAACAGACUGGAUUUCGUGUAAAGAGGAGAGUCAAGAACAGAAUGAAAUGGAAGACAGAGAUCAGUAUGAGAAACAUCAUGGCUUCACUGGAGAAACCGCCAACUUAAGUUGCUCACAGACUAAGAAGACUUCUACACGAAAAAGAGCACAAAAGACAAGAGCUAUACGUCAUUUCACCUGCCAACAGUGUGGAAAGAUUUUCAAUGUAAAAAGAAACCUUGAAGUUCAUACUAGAAUUCACACUGGAGAAAGGCCUUACAGCUGCCAACAAUGUGGGAAAUGUUUCAUUAAAAAGGGAUCCCUUAAAGACCACAUGAGGACUCACACCGGAGAGAAACCUUACACAUGCCCUCAAUGUGGAGUAAGUUUUGCUCUAAAGGGAAUCCUUGAAAGGCACUUCAGAAUUCACACCGGAGAGAAGCCUUACACCUGUCCUCAAUGUGGAAAGAGUUUCAUUCGAAAAGGAAGUCUUAAAGGCCACAUGAGAAUUCAUACUGGAGAGCAGCCUUACACGUGUCCUCAGUGUGGAAAGAGUUUCACACAUAGACAAGCUCUUAAUGCACACAUAAAAAUUCACAUAGGAGAGAAGCCUUACGUAUGUGAUGAGUGUGGAAAGAGUUUCUAUCAACCAGGAGACCUCAAAUUACACAUGAGGAUUCACACUGGAGAGAAUCCUUUCACCUGUCAACAAUGUGGAAAGAGUUUUACUAGAAAAGCAAACCUUGAGAUCCACUUGAGAAUUCACACUGGAGAAAAGCCAUUCAUAUGCCCUCAGUGUGGAAGGAGUUUCUAUCAACCAGCAAACCUUAGAGUCCACAUGAGAAUUCACACAGGAGAGAAACAUUUUACCUGCCAGCAGUGUGGAAAGAGUUUCACUCAGAAUGGAAACCUCAAAGCCCACAUGAGGAUUCACUUAAGACAGAACAGUUUUAUAUGUCAUGAGUGUGGAGUGAGUUUCACGGACAGGAACGAAUUUAAGAAUCAUGUAACAACUCACACUGCAGAGAAAUUGAGAAUUCAGAGUGAAAUGAACACUUUAACAUGUUUCCCUGAGGUUUCAGAUCUAAAGAAAACUUAACAAUCACGUGUGCCAUCACAUGCCAUUAUCUUAUUUUAAAGUGUUUAAACAUAGUUAAACCUCAAGUUGUUCCAAACCUGUAUGAGUUACACGAUUUUACAAACAAUGGGCAUUAUACACUAACUUAUAACUUUGUAAAUAGUCAAUGAGAAAAACCGGCCAUCGUACACUAAACAGAUCACACAGUACCAGAGUGUAAAGUUGUUCUGAUCACAACAAACUCGGAAACAUGUGCCUUAAUCCUCAUAGAUGAGUGAUAAAUGAAAACGUUAUUUGUUCUAAAAUUGGCUUAAAAUAUCAAACGUUUUUAAUCUCUGAUGACUGGAUGUGAUUUACUUUUAAAUUUGCAAACUGGCUUCGACUUUUAAAACUUGGCAAAAAUCGUGUUGUAUUUCAGUCUUCAGAUUUACUGCCCCCUGAUUAACAUGACAGUAUAGGCUAGUGACAAUGCCCCUGAAUUUUUGAGAUACCCCUACCGGAGGUAGAACUAAACCCAACAAUGUUUUUCUUCACCUCUAAGG